AUGACUUAUUUCUUGGGGAUGCAUGACAUCCUUCCUUCCCAGCUUGCGCACACUCCUAAGAAAUAUGUUGUUGUUGUAUCGGCAGGGGAUCUAUCCUUCGUCCAAAACCGCUAUGAGAUGGAGAAGAUGUAUCUCCAUUCUUAUAUCACUUACAACACGUACCAAUUAUCUUCUCUGUCCUCCUUAGCUUCUGCUGGCAAGGAAGAUGUCUUGGCUGCAGACAAUCUCUCUAAGGAGAAAGACACUUGGAAGGGCCCUUGUCGACCUGAGGGGGACGUUCCAGGAUUCUCUUCAACGAACUAUGCAAGAUGUGCUCAGGGCCUACAACUAAGUUGUGGACUAGGCUAUAAAAGGUUCUGUCCCACUGCUUCUAUUAUCGUUGAAGGACUAAAUCUCUUACGAGUUACUGUCAAAAGAACUUUAAAGGGUGAUCCGGGUACUUGGGCUCCCGCUCCCGAGGAAACUCUAGGGGCUAUAGUAAUCUAUGACCCCAAGGGGACUCUAGUGAUGUAA
Vicia faba (fava bean) is the source of this 513-nucleotide messenger RNA. Lineage: Eukaryota; Viridiplantae; Streptophyta; Magnoliopsida; Fabales; Fabaceae. The record is from the annotation of a GenBank genome assembly.